AGUAUGAAAGAGGGGAGCGACAAGCCUCGUGGAGCACGGACUGCAGACAAGGCUGGCUGGAUCAAAAAGAGCAGUGGGGGUCUCCUGAGUUUAUGGAAAGACCGCUACCUUCUUCUCUGCCAAGCCCAGCUGCUGGUCUAUGAGAAUGAGGAUGAGCAGAAAUGUGUAGAGACGGUAGAACUCGGAAGCUAUGAGAAGUGUCAGGACCUUCGAGCCGUCCUCAAGCGGAAGCACCGCUUUAUCCUGCUGCGAUCACCAGGGAACAAGGUCAGUGACAUCAAAUUCCAGGCCCCCAGUGGGGAAGAAAAGGAAUCCUGGAUCAAAGCUCUCAAUGAAGGGAUCAACCGAGGCAAGAACAAGGCUUUUGAUGAGGUAAAAGUAGACAAGACCUGCGCCCUCGAGCAUGUGACACGGAACCGGGUACGUGGGGGCCAGCGGCGCCGGCCACCAACGAGAAUCCACUUAAAGGAGGUAGCCAGUGCGGCUUCUGAUGGGCUUUUGCGCCUGGACCUCGAUGUCCCAGACAGUGGACCACCAGUGUUUGCUCCUGUCAAUGAUGUCAGUGAGACCCAGCCCCAGGAGCCACCUCGGGUUCUCAUGCCUCCUGUCAAGCCUUCCCCAGUACCAGAGACUUGCAGCACUGAUGACAGCAUGGAGACUCCUGCAGGAGAGAGAGGCCCAACUCCUGUCUCAGCAAGCCCUGAGGCCAAACCUGAGAGUCAAGAGGAUGCAGAGACCCCAGCAGAGGGGGACAGUGACUUUAAGAGGCACCCUAACAGUACAUGGUUUGAGAGACUGAAGGUGAGCUGGGAGAACCCCAGCCCAGAGGAGUCUGCUGCUCUUGAGAGUUCACAGCUGCCCAAGGUGCCCUCUUCAGAGACUCCAGAGGCUGCCCCCAGGGAGAGCAAAAAGCCCCCUGUGCCACCUCCUAAGAUCCUAUCAGAGAAGAUGAAGGCCUGUAUGGGUGGAGUGGAUGCUUCCAGUCUAUCCCAGAGUUCUGAGGCCCCUGAGACCACUGCCCCAGGCCCAACACAGGUCUCUGUGAAUGGCAUGGAUGACAGUCCCGAGUCUGCCGUGCCAUCCCAGGCCAUGGGCACCCCUGGAACUGCCCCAGAGGGUGCAACAGCACCCCCAGCACUGCCCUUCUGGGACUUGCCAUCCCAGUUUCAUCCCCGCUCCUCUUCCCUGGGGGACCUACUCAGAGAUGGGCCUCAGCAUCCAAAGCUGCCCAAGGAAAAGUUGUAUCGGGCCCAGCUGGAAGUGAAGGUGGCCUCGAAACAGACAGAGCAACUGUUGAACCAGGUGCUGAGCAGCGAACCACAACCUGUGUGUGCCGAGUCGUUGCUCAGCCAGGCUGUGGAGCAGCUGAGGCAGGCCACCCAGGUUCUGCAGGAAAUGAGGGAUUUGGGAGAGCUGAACCAAGAAACGCCUGGGCUAGUGCAGAAACGGAAGGAGCUGGUGACCCUCUACAGGAGAAGUGCACCCUAGGCCUGCCAAGCCCAAGGCACAAACUCAGCAUCCCCAAGGCACUGCCCAGCCUUUGCACCAUUGGGGACAUCAAGUUUGGCCAGGAUUUGAAGCUCCUGAUGUCCUUUCUACCUUACCCUGGCUAGUGGUGCCAGGUAUUACCUGGGGCUACCUGUCUGUCUCCUGUUCUGGCCUCUUUUCUAGGCUCUGGGCUUGGGGUGGAUCACACACUCCUGUGGUCUAUGUGGUUAUUGCAAACUGCCUCAGGGCUUUGGCACUGUGCUUGGAGUUUCUGGGAUGUCAUCAUCUCUGUCCUCACCCCCAAUAGUUUACAUUCCUGACUUCUGUGGAGAGCACAGCUGAGCUGCCUGAGGCUCCCAUCUCCUGGUCAUCAGGCAGCUUCCAACCAGCCACACCCACUUAUGAGCAGCUCUAGGGGCCUUAGGUCCAGGCUAUAGGCUCAUCUGUCAGCUAAGUGAAAUCUGGCCCUUAGCUGGAGCCUAAAGAUGGGCAGGCGCCUGGGUGAAGAAGCCAUUUGCUCUGUGCAUUGUGCGUUCUGGAAACCACGGAUCUUUUCCGCAGUGUCCCUUCCCCUUUGGAGAGCUGUGAUUAGAUGGUCAGAUCUCAAGGCUUUCAGGACAGAAGAGGAACCCUGGCUUCCUGGUGCAGUCUCUGCUCCUGGGCUAGCUUCUGUCCAGCCUUGCACAUUCCUGAAGAUGCAAACCCUCACAUAGAGUGGCCUGUGUUACCAUCUGGAAAACCUGUGUGUAAUUAUCAUUAAUCAACCUUUAGAGGCCUCUGCUCCCACCCCCACCUUCUGUGCCUCCCAGAUGGGAUUUAUCUGGGUCUCUAUGGUUCUUCCUCAGCUGAGACAGCUCUGAUAUCCACCCCCUCCCCUUCACAUGCUGGAGUCUGUGGCUACAACCCACCUAUCAGGCCCCUGGUGGGCUGCCCCUCCUUAGUAUCCUAAUGAGAAGAGCAGUUUCUUCCUUCCCCUUCCCUCCUCCCUACCCCAUUGCCUCUGGCUCUGGGGGCUCCCCUAGAGUCUCCAACCCUCUUCAGCAGCCAGCAGGACUGAGGCUGGAGCCUGGGCUGGGGCACUGGGGGAGGAGCCCUCACAUAGGAUUUGCAUGUGCACUUUUGUUUACUGGAAGAGAAGGGAGGGCCACAGCAGCCAAUGGCCUUUCCACUCACCCUGCUUCUUGCCGCCAGUUGUGCCCACCAAGGCCUGCCAGCCAGGGCAGGUGGAUGCCUUCAUUACUGUACUGUCACUUUCUUGCUGUGGGUAGUAGGCAGUGGCAGAGUAAACAGCAAUGUCUGGCUGGUGAGCCUCCCACUGUCAGCCUCAAACCACACACUCCUUGGGCUCUUAUGCCAGCCUGCCUUCCCCUCCACCUCAAGAGCAAGAAUGUCUUCAGGUGUCCUGUUCUGAUCCUCUGCCAUCUUCCCUUGGGAACAAUCGUCCUCUUCAGCAGCAAGGGCUGCUGGGUUUCUGCCAAGUCACCUGCUUCCAGGAAUUAGAGCCCCAGCCUGUGCUGUCAAGUGACUAAUUGGGAAAGUAAGUAGUGUUGGGACUACUACCUUAAUGGCCACAUGCCAUUGGUUCCCAUGCUGGAGUGGUGGGUUGGGGAUGGGGACUGUCACCACGGAAGGAGGCAACCAGUGUCUUCUGCUUAUGAACCAUCUUUCUUGAAAUUUGGCAAUAAAUCUCAUUUUAUGGAA
This is a messenger RNA of Cricetulus griseus (Chinese hamster), 3189 nucleotides long. Lineage: Eukaryota; Metazoa; Chordata; Mammalia; Rodentia; Cricetidae. The record is from RefSeq and is a predicted model, not a curated record.